This is a messenger RNA of Rotaria sordida, 1065 nucleotides long. The record is from the annotation of a GenBank genome assembly. NCBI's taxonomy places the organism in Eukaryota, Metazoa, Rotifera, Eurotatoria, Philodinida, Philodinidae.
AUGUCUAAUUAUAUUAAUAUAUCAGCCAGUACAUCAUCAGGAAUAUUAACACGAUUGAUGUUAGCAUUUCAAACAAGUUGUUUUAGAAUAGUCGCACAUUUAAUUGAAGAAGAUACAAAAGUACUUCGUCUGAGUACAAAUACAAAUAAUAUCUUGCUGACAUUACUUUUUAAAACUGAUGAUACUUUAACAUUGGUUAUGUUAACUAUGGAUAUAGUAUAUAUACUUAUAAAUGAAUUAUCAUGUGAUGUUAAUUUAGCAACAUCAAUUCUUUCAAAUAAACGGGAAUUAUUAAAUCAUAAACAAUAUCAUAUAUUAACAUAUUAUUAUCAAUAUCAUCAACCAAUACACUAUUAUUUGUCAACAUCAAAACGUUCAAAUCAAUUAUAUGUAGAUAUAUUAAAUUUAUUUAUGGAAAAACUUAAAUUAACAAAUAAUAGUUUAAAUAUUCAAGAAGAAUCUGAACGUACACUAUUACAUAUAGCUAUUUAUCAUGAUUCAGGUACAAUUGAUUCUACAACUCAUGUUGAAGAAAUAUUAAUUGAUAAUGGAAAUAAUUUAUUCAUAAAAGGUAAAUCAGGAAAUAUACCAUUACAUAAUGUUCUUAUUAAUAACAAUGUUGAUGAUAAUUCUAUGGAAUUAUGUGUUUUGAUUACUAAAUCAUUAUCGAAUAAAACAAUCCGUCAACGCCUAGAAAAAUGGCAUACACGCAGGUCAAAACAAUUUAAAUUAUUUCGAACAAAUUACGGAUGGCUAGAAGAAGAUGAAUCACUUGAAGCAAAAUAUGUUUGUAUGCUACUUAUAAAUAUCAAACAAAUACCUGAUACUGGAAAACAAGGAAGACUUGUUGAAGAUACUUAUUUAUUAACAUGUAAAUAUCUUUGUAUUCGUUUGAUUACAUUUGAAGUAAUACUUGAUCGUAUUCGUACAUUUCUUUUUAAUGAUUCUAUACGGAUAAAUAAUGCACUAUCAGCAAUGAAUAAUAAUACACGUCCGUUACCAUGUGUAAGUGACAUACAUGAUUUUCUUUUACGUAUAUGGAGUGCUGCUAUCUGCCGAUUGUAA